UCCGGAAAGGGGCAGGGAUCGGGCGCCUGCGGGACAUCGACAGGUGAUCCGGAAACCUGCCGAGCCACACAGCGAGCGACCGGGAAGUCACUAACGUCACUUACUUCCAAUUCUUGCGCUUUUCCUCGUUGACGCCACGACCCUUUCUCGACUCCAACUUGGGGAGAAGUCGAAUGAAAGUUUGCGUAGUGGCCAGCCAUGAGUUCGUCGGAGAGUCUCCGUCCAGCUACCGGAGGUCGCAAGCCCCUCGGCAAGCUGGCGGCCCGCCUGGAGGAGCUCAAGAGUCCGUGGCGCCAGGUGUCCUCGCUGGAGCUCAGCCACAACGAGGCCGCCCGCCUGGCUACCGACGCGCUGCUCGAGCACGGCGAGCGCGAGUACCGCCGCGUCCUCACCGAGGAACGGGAGCUCAGCUUCCUGUCCCAAGCCGAAAUCCAGUACAUUACGUGUCACCGGGUCCCGGGUAGCGACAGCACGGCGGCCGGGAGCGGGACCGGUCCUGGGAACGGCACCGGCCCGGCGGCGGAGGACCAUCCCGAGGCCGGCGAAAGCGAGGUUGGCGAUGACGUCGCGUCGGACCUCACCUCUGGGACUUACUUCCCGACAAUGACCGACGACGAGCCGCCGGUCCUGGAGCUCGGCUGGCCGGACGCCCCGCUCAGGUACGGGCCCUCGGAAACGCAGAUCUAUUUCCAGAGGGACAAGACAGUCAACGUCAAAGACAGAAUACGCUCGCUCAUCAACAAGGCAAAGAAGGUGAUCGCACUGGUCAUGGACGAGUUCAGCGACGUGGAUUUGCUGUGUGACCUGAUGGAAGCGUCCAGCAAGCGCAAAGUUGCCGUGUACAUCCUGCUGGACCACAAGAAUCUUCACCUUUUCACCGACAUGUGCUCCUUUUUGGAUGUGCACGGCGUCAACAUGAGCAACAUGCGCAUCCGCAGCGUGUACGGCGACACAUACUGCACAAAGAGCGGCAGGAAGUUCAGUGGCCAGGUCCUGGAGAAGUUCAUGAUCAUCGACUGUGAAGAGGUCAUUGCUGGAUCCUACAGCUUCACGUGGCUGUCGGCCCAGGUCCACAGCAACAUGGUGAUUCAUUUCUCGGGCCGCAUCACGGAGAGUUUCGACCGCGAAUUCCGCUGCUUGUAUGCCGACUCUCAGAUCAUCGAGUCCUUCCACAAUGAUGACGACGAGGGGCUUCCAUACUUCCCGCCAUACUCAACGCCACUCACGGUGACGGGCUUCAUGCCGCUCAUCAAGGCUGAUCUGCUUUCAGACAGGCAACGGCCCAGUUCCGACAACUCCAGCAGCCAGUCCGGCAGUAGCUUGUCCAGCGUGAAGGCGGCGCCCGGCCUGAUCUCCAACCCUGUGUACAAGGUGACCCAAGGCCCGGAUAAAGGCGACCCGCUGUGCUCUCACCUCGGUCUGGAGCGACGGCUCCAAAACCUGGCUCCAUUGCGCCCCUCCUCUAACGGGGCCAUGAUCAACCAGAGUCCACUCUUGGAGCGCCGCACUCCAGCCUACGGGCUUGAGCGAACCAAAGGCAACCCGGCCGACAUCAUGUGGGCCCCCCGGGGAGGUGUACCUUCCAAGUUCCAGGCUCUGGGCCUGUACGAGCACAAAGUCAACCUGUUCCACGCCACGUCGCCGCCACCUCGCCUGCACCGGAGCCGCACGCCGCCGCCGCUGGUGGUGCCGGAACCCAAACUGGGCGCCAAGCAGAGGAGCUCGUCCAAUCAGCUCCUCCACAAAUUGUCUGACUUCUUCCUGCCGCCGUCGGGCAAGGACCACUUGGCCAGGUCAGCCUCGCCUCAUGGCACGGUGGUGUGGGGGGGGCCCGACCUCUCGCAGAACGAGUCAGAGAGCCAGCAGGCUCCCCCGCCCCCAUUGCUCCAAGUCUCCAGGCAGGACCAGAACCUCGACCAAGACAAAAACAGCAAAGCAGAGCAAAGUGCCCAACAGGACCCAACGGCCGGGCAUGACCAAAUCACCAGGCAGGACCAGAAGCGCAUGACGCUGGGCCACAGCAAGCUAGAUCUGGUCAACCAGUACAACAAGAUGAAGACAAAGCAAGUGUACAGUCGCUUUGAGCUCAAGAGCUCCCAGUGACAUACCGAGGUGAGUCCAGCGUGCUCAAAACACCCCGCCAAAGAUAAAAAACAAGCAAAAAAAAAACAACGCCAUUUAUUCGGGCAGGACCGGAAACGCGGCUCACCUGGCACGAAAAGAUGAAGGCGGAGCACGUUCGGACGCUCGCAAACACACUUGGAAGCAGAUGUGUACUGGCUGGGCACUUGGUUUGACUGGCAGGGGCUACGCUGGACACUGGGCACAUGCUGAAGGCUCUUUCGAACGCGCACGCAAAUGUUUUGGAGGCGCAGCCAUUGCCUGCCCAGACCCCUGUGCUCAAAAUUUGUUGCAACCGCUAAAAAGCCACAAUGGGCUCGAGUCCGACGCCAGCCCGAGUUUUCAAAUUCCGAAGAGAUCCGCUUUGACCACUCUGUGGGCACCUCGCGUUGGACGGCGUCGAAAGGGCGUCCAGCCGGAAUGGAGGCCACAUCGUCAACAAGCGGCUGUUUGGGAACAGACCCGCAAGCGUGCUGGUGUCUUUACUGUGUAUAAAGGGGAGUGUAUUUUUGUUGGAUUGUUUUUUUCUUUGCAGGAAACAAAUUCUCUCGCCUUGACUGCCAGUCAGUCGACGCUGAGCAUUGGCGCCACAAACGCCCGCUGCCAUUGCUCAACGCUUCUGACAUAUAUUCGUGCUUGGUUCUUCAAAAGCAUUUUGGAUGUGGUUUUUUUUGGGGCUCAUGUCAAAAGGGUGUCCCGGUCUUCUGCUAUAAUCUCAUUUCCAAACCGGUGGAGAAGAAGCAGCGUCCACACCAUGACACGCACUGAGGCCAAAAACAAAGUUAGCCAGCGAGGGCCACAAGGCGCUGCAUGUGGCGCGAGGACACCUCGGCACGAGGCGGCCGCAUGCGGACAGUUUGGCUCCACUGGAGUCUCUACUUUGGAGAUGAUGUUCAAAGAAGAAGAAUUUGUUGGUGAACGCAAUAAAAUAACUUUCCCCCUAAUUAAAA
Messenger RNA from Syngnathus typhle (broad-nosed pipefish), 3071 nucleotides. It is a transcript of the gene sack1c, whose product is annotated as family with sequence similarity 83 member C. The record is from RefSeq and is a predicted model, not a curated record. The transcript is spliced from 5 exons. Lineage: Eukaryota; Metazoa; Chordata; Actinopteri; Syngnathiformes; Syngnathidae. Bases 199 to 2103 code for a protein of 634 amino acids.